AUGGCUAAAUACGAGACCCGGCACUUUAUCGACGGACAGUUCGUCGACAGGCAAAGCUCCAAAACCUUUGACGUCACUAACCCUUGCGAUGGCAAGGUGGUUGCCACCCUUCCUGCCGCCUGCGAAGAGGACAUCUCCUUCGCAGUCGCGGCGGCGGCGAGAGCUCAGCCUGCCUGGGCCGCUCUUGCCGCCAGCAAGCGCGCAGGCAUACUCAGGAAGUUCUCCGACUUGAUGGCAGAAAAUGCAUCCAAGUUGGCGGAGCUUGACGCAAUAUGCAUGGGCAAGCCGAUCUCUGCACAUCGCGGAGAGGUUGAGACGGCAUGCGACAUUACCAAUUUCUUCGCCGGCCAAGUCGAGCAGGCAUACGGGCAAACGUCUCUAAAUGCACCUCACCACCUCAAUAUCUCACUCCGCCAGCCUUUUGGUGUUGUUGCCGCCAUUGUUCCUUGGAACUUUCCCACCAUGAUUUGGUGUCACGAAGUACCCCCUGCGUGCGGUGCAGGUAACGCGAUAAUCUUGAAGACGUCAGAGAAGAGUCCGUUAAGUGGGUUGUUCCUCGCUCAACUCGCGCUCGAUGCAGGUUUCCCUCCUGGAAUUGUAAACGUAGUGUCAGGCGCAGGACCGACCGGCGAGUUGCUCUCUUCUCACAUGACGAUUCGCAAAAUCAGUUUCACUGGAUCUGUCCGAGCUGGGCGAGCUGUCAUGCAAGCGGCUGCUCGUUCGAACCUUAAGUCCGUUUGUCUCGAACUGGGAGGGAAGUCUCCCCUUAUUGUUUUCGCCGAUGCCGACCUCGAGUCGGCAGCUGAACUGGCUACAACGUCAAUAACGUACAAUUCCGGUCAGGUCUGCACUGCUUCUUCCCGUGUAUACGUACAGAAAGGGGCCGCAGACUCCUUCAAGAAGCUACUGGUGACUCGGUUCAAAUCGCUAAGGCUAGGCUCUCCUAACAGUAAAGGAACAGACCUUGGUCCGCAAGCCGACGUGUCACAGGCGAAAGCAGUCGCGAGCUAUCUAGAUAUUGGAAAACGUGAUGGGACUGUCCUAACCGGCGGAGAAAAGUCACAGACCGGCUCAAACUACAUUGAACCAACUAUUUUUGCAGGGGUGCCGGACGACAGUCGCAUUAAUGUGGAAGAAGUGUUCGGACCAGUCCUGGUCUUGCAUGAGUUCGAUACCGAAGAAGAAGUCGUGGCGCGUGCCAAUGAUACCGAAUAUGGCUUGUACGCCUCGGUCUUCAGCUCUAAUAUCGACACAGCUCUUCGUGUUGCUCGUGCUUUAGAGGCUGGCAAUGUUGGGGUCAACUGCACAUCGCCAUUCGACUCAUAUGAGUUACCAUUUGGUGGUUAUAAAUCCUCGGGCAUUGGACGCUCUAAGGGUUCAAAUGCAGUUUUGUCCUGGCUCGAGGAGAAAUCUGUGUACAUUAGACAAAAGCCGGCACCUGGGAAAUAA
Molecule: messenger RNA, 1449 nt
Organism: Exophiala aquamarina CBS 119918
Lineage: Eukaryota; Fungi; Ascomycota; Eurotiomycetes; Chaetothyriales; Herpotrichiellaceae
Exons: 8
Coding region: 1-1449 (482 amino acids)
Molecular function (GO): aldehyde dehydrogenase (NAD+) activity
Source: RefSeq, a predicted model, not a curated record